Messenger RNA from Penicillium canariense, 3111 nucleotides. Its product is annotated as rRNA-processing protein UTP21. Gene Ontology annotation, biological process: rRNA processing. The record is from RefSeq and is a predicted model, not a curated record. Lineage: Eukaryota; Fungi; Ascomycota; Eurotiomycetes; Eurotiales; Aspergillaceae. Gene Ontology annotation, cellular component: small-subunit processome; Pwp2p-containing subcomplex of 90S preribosome. The coding region runs from base 1 to 3111 and encodes 1036 amino acids. The transcript has 5 exons. Gene Ontology annotation, molecular function: protein binding.
AUGCCGGCUUUGGCGAGCGAUACGUUUGACUUGCCUCUGGCAAAGAGGCAAAAGACGGUUCCGGAUCAACAUCCCGGAACUUCGCGCGCAGGCUCGAAGAUCUUUGCGCCAUUUCGGACACUAGGACUGGUUUCUCCAACACCGGUCCCUUUCACCAGUGUGCGCCUGGGCAAAUCCACGUUCCAAAUCACGACCUCGGUGGGCCAUUCACUGCAAACCUAUGACCUGCGCAAAGGUUUGAAUCUGAUCUUCCUGAGUCGACCGCAAACCCCGGAGGCCAUCACUGCCACCUAUGCUUGGCAGGACAAGGUUUUUGCGGCCUGGGGUCAUCUCCGACCUCGGUCCCCCGGGGGGAUCUGGGUCUUCAAACGUGGGAAACGAGUAGCGUCUCUGGAUAGCCCCGGACUCGACGCGCCCAUUGAGCGGCUAGCCGUGUUUGGAUCAUGGGUGGUUGGCUGCUGGGCAGGCGGCUUGGAAGUGUGGAAGACGGGCAGCUACGAGCACUAUGCGAGUCUGCGGCCCCAGCCGAGUCCGGGCUCGUCAGGGGAACAGGUCUACUCGGGAAUUUUGUGCAACAUGCCCACCUAUCUCAACAAGAUUUUCGUGGGCCGCAAUGACGGUGCGGUCGAUAUCUGGAACCUCCGAAGCGGAAAGCUCCUCCAUACCCUGCAGCCACCGUCCCUCUCGUUGCAGACGGGACCCGUGACUGCGAUACACCCGACCCCGGUCUUGUCUCUUCUGGCCAUAGCCCACCGGGAUGGUACCCUGUCGAUCCAGAAUGUUGAUUCCGGCCAAUUGAUCUUGUCUCUGCGGACUGCGGCCGCUCGAGCUCCCCCAGUCACCUCAAUCUCCUUCCGAAGCGAUGGACUGGGUGCCGGUCACGAUGGCCGCAUGGCUGGUGUGAUGGCCACUGCCGCCAGCGGAAGCGGCGACAUCACCAUGUGGGAUCUCAACGAUGGCGGUCGUGUGGCCGGGAUCCUCCGGGGUGCUCACCGAGUAUCGAACACCGAGGCUGCGAUGGGCGUGAAUCGGGUCGAAUUCUUGGACGGGCAACCCGUUCUGGUCUCCUCGGGUGACGACAACGCGCUGAAAACGUGGAUUUUCGACGAAACCCCUUUCUCCCCGAUUCCUCGGCCACUGCAUUCCCGCGGCGGGCAUUCGGCUGCCGUUAGUGCCCUCGAUUUCCUCCCGGCAUCUUCAGAUGGGUCCGACUCCGGCGGGAAAUGGCUUCUCAGCGCCAGCAAAGACUGUAGCCUGUGGGGACUCAGUCUCCGGAAAGACAGCCAGCAUGCGGAGCUGUCUCAGGGCAAUUUGGAGCGCAAGGCCAAGAAAAUGGGACCGUCAGCUCAUUCCAAUGCGACCGCCGCCGAGUCACUUAAGGCGCCCGAGAUUACCUGCAUCGCGAGCUCGCUCAACCGCGAUGGCGGGAUGGGGGUCACCACAUCGGGUCCGAUCUGGUCCAACCCGAAGUUCGGCAGCACUGAUGCGUCGAAUGCCACCGGCUGGGAGAGCGUCAUCACCGGCCAUCGGGGCGACAAACAUGUUCGGACCUGGUUCUGGGGCAAAAAGAAGGCGGGACGCUGGGCGUUUGCGACGAGCGAUGGAACGGAAGUCAAGAGCGUAGCAAUGUCACAAUGUGGAACUUUUGCAGUCGUCGGAUCCGCUGGGGGUGCGAUUGACAUGUUCAAUAUGCAGUCAGGUCUCCAUCGGCAGAGUUUCCCCUCUCGCUUGCCCAAGUCCCGAACUGCCAAGUUGCAGUCGGGAGACCAUUCGGCAGCAAAACAUUCCAAAGCAGUCACUGGGCUGAUGGUUGAUAAUUUGAAUCGAACUGUGAUCAGUUGUGGCCUGGAUGGCAAAGUGAAGUUCUGGGACCUUCUGACGGGGUCUUUCAUCGACCAGCUAGAUUGGCAUCCGAUGGCAGCUAUCACAGGGCUCCGCUAUAGCAAGACUAGUGAGUUGGUCGCCUUUAGCUGUGAUGACCUCUCCAUCCGGGUGGUCGAUCUCGAGACCCGCAAACUUGUUCGUGAGUUCUGGGGAUGCGUCGGCCAGGUCAACGACUUUAUAUUUUCCAAUGAUGGCCGAUGGAUCAUUGCAGCCUCGAUGGACUCCGUGGUCCGGGUGUGGGAUCUCCCUACGGGCCAUCUCAUCGAUAUCUUCCGGGUAUCUAGUACUUGCGUCUCGCUGGCGAUGUCUUCGACGGGCGAGUUCCUUGCCACUGCCCACGCCGGGAGCAUCGGAAUCAGCCUCUGGAGUAAUCGCAGCCUGUUUAUGCCCAUGUCCACCAAGAAUCUGGAGGAGGACGUUAUUGAGGAUGUUGGGAUGCCGACAUCAUCUGGUGAGAGCGGCGCAGGACUUGUUGAAGCAGCAUUCUUGGAUGCACCGGAGGCGGAUGAGGCAGAAGGACCGGUGUUGGCAACUGACCAGCUUCAGCAAGACAUGGUUACUCUGAGCUUGGUACCCAAGAGCAGAUGGCAGGCCCUGCUUCACCUUGACUCCAUUCGGGAACGCAAUCGACCGAAAGAAGCACCUAAGGCGCCUGAGAAGGCGCCGUUCUUCCUUCCCUCCCUUCUCGGCCCCGGCGGCUCGCAGUCCACCAACGGAACCGCCGCCGUGGAUGCGGCUGAAUUGGAAGCUCUCACCCAAAGCGCCGCGGCCGAACGAUCCCGGCUUUCCAAGAUCCAGUCUGCCACCGUGGGCUCCUCUGAAUCUCCUACCACACGGUUGCUGGAAUCUGGACAUCGAUUUGGUGCUUUUGAUCCCUUCCUGGAGCACCUCAAAUCUCUUUCGCCCGCCCGGGCCGACUUGGAGAUCCGCUCUCUGGACCCUCGGGUACGCAAUGGCUUCUCGGAGUUGGUAACCUUUGUCAAUGCCCUCACCAUACGCCUCCGGUCGCGGAGAGAUUUCGAGCUGGUCAACGCGUGGAUGGCGGUAUUUCUGAAAAUCCACGCCGACACGGUGGGGCUCUGUUCUCAUCGGGGUGAACCGGAGUAUCGGAUGUUGCGCGAUGCUCUGGCUUCCUGGGCUCGUGAGCAACAGCAGGAAGGGGAGCGUUUGGCUGGGCUGGUGGGAUACUGUCGGGGUGUCGUGGGAUUCCUCCGAUCGGCCCGCUGA